UCAUGGGGCCCCCAGGCAAUAGGGAAUCAUGGGGCCCCUGUGUCCUUGCCCAAACUCAAAAAAGCCUAUGAAAAAGGUACCAGGGGCAUCUCAUGGGGCCCCCUACUGACCCCGGGCCCUCGGGCAGCGCCCGAGUUUCCAAAUGGUCAGUCCGCCCCUGCUGUGAGGUCACCUGGCCGUGUAACACAGUGGUUCUCAACCUUCCUAAUGCCGCGACCCUUUAAUACAGUUGCUCUUCAUGUAGGGGGCCUCAAGUGUGGCCAAUCACACCACCAAAGGGCGCACAUAAUAUUCCAUGAAUGAAAUGCUACAAAAG
Molecule: messenger RNA, 316 nt
Organism: Staurois parvus
Lineage: Eukaryota; Metazoa; Chordata; Amphibia; Anura; Ranidae
Source: the annotation of a GenBank genome assembly